Populus euphratica (Euphrates poplar) is the source of this 1603-nucleotide messenger RNA. Its product is annotated as ethylene-responsive transcription factor ERF106-like. Gene Ontology annotation, molecular function: DNA binding; DNA-binding transcription factor activity. The transcript has a single exon. Lineage: Eukaryota; Viridiplantae; Streptophyta; Magnoliopsida; Malpighiales; Salicaceae. The record is from RefSeq and is a predicted model, not a curated record. Gene Ontology annotation, biological process: regulation of DNA-templated transcription; ethylene-activated signaling pathway. Bases 679 to 1383 code for a protein of 234 amino acids.
UUUAUGCAGGUUCAUGAAUGCUUGUGUUGGCCCAGAUAGCUGAUGAAUCGAAUGGAUACCAAUAUACCAUCAGCCUUUUCACAGCGUUGCAUCUGGUCAUUUUACUUCAAAUUUGGGAAGGCUGACAGAGAGGAAUGAUGUGGGAUCUUUGAUGAGCUUAGUUCAUAGUGGAACCCACCAUAACCAGCCUAGUUGCUAAAUCUGCCCCCCUCCUAAACAAGUCAAGAUGUAAACAGACAACAUGCAUAAUAGACACCAAGCACAAGUUGUGCAUAAUAGACACACCAGGCACAAGUUUCGCAUAAUAGACACACCAGGCACAAGUUGUGCAUAAUAGACACCAAGUACACGCACAACACCAAAACUAGAUGAUAUUUUCCUCCCGGCCCAAUUUGAAACAAGCCUUAGUCCCCCCAACCCUCAACUUGUCCCCAUUAAUGAGGAUUUGGAUAAGAUGACCCGAAUCCAGCUCCAAAACCUGGGUAAAAACCGUGUGCCAUCAUGCUCCACGAUGCAGUAAACCUGCUGCAUCAAAUAAAUUCAGGGAGUCCCAUUUGAUGUUGAUUUUCCGAUGCAAAAGUAGCAACUAGGAUUCACUCCCUAUAUAUAAAAACUAAUUGAUUGCCACCCAUAUUCCAUAUAACAACUUUUUUGGCUCAUUUUUUCUGUCUCUAAAAAAUGGCAACCCCGGAAGAAUCCUCAACAUUAGAACUCAUAAGAAAACAUCUUCUUGGAGACUUCACCUCCACAGACGAGUUUAUCAGUAAUCUUGAGUCCAGUAUAGCCAGUGUCUCUGUCAAACUAGAGAGCUCCCUUUCUGGGUCAGAACCCAACUCCCCAGUAUCCGACCAAAGUUACCAUAGUACCCAAGAAGCCUAUAGCUUUGAAAUAAAACCUGAAAUCAUAGACUUGACACCUCCUGAGCCCGUGUUUUCAGGUUCAAGUAAUCAGUACCCGCCACCUGAACCUGUAAAGAUGACAGAUAAAGGAGAGACUGUAAGGCAUUACAGGGGGGUCCGAAGAAGACCGUGGGGCAAGUUUGCAGCAGAGAUCCGUGACCCUAUCCGGAAGGGAAGUCGGGUUUGGUUGGGUACUUUUGACACUGAUGUUGAUGCUGCAAAAGCUUAUGACUGUGCUGCAUUCAAAAUGAGAGGCAGGAAAGCAAUCCUGAAUUUUCCUUCGGAGGCUGGACUAUCCAGCCCGCCGCCAGCCACAGGCAGGAAGCGAGGAAGAUCGAAGCGAGAAGAGGUGCUGCCGGAAUCUGUUGAUGUGUCAACGGAAAAUUGGAAUGUAAAGUGGAGUGGAGAAGUAGAGGAGGGUGUUUCAGAUGAGGAGCAACUGUCACCGUUAACCCAAGAAACCAUGUUGGCAAGGCUUUCUUAAAAUGAACAAAAGCUCACCACGUCAGCCAUGCCUAUGAUCAGAGAAACAAAAUCUAAUCCAUAGUUGGCUUGGAAUCAAAACUCGUCCACCUAUCCAAUUCCUUCAGGUUGAAUGUAUUGUUUGCGUAAAUAAUCGUGUGAUUAGGGUGAUGUCGGAGUGUUAAAAUGUAAAUGCUGGUAGUACCAUGAAUGAAUGAACAGAAUUUUGUCAAAAAAUCUAA